AUGGCGAUGGCACCGAGCCGCGAGGAGCGGAAGCAGAUGCGACUGCGCGGCGCAGGUAAUCACAAGGUCAAAGACGUCAAUUUCGGCUUUUCUUUUGGAUCUCCAACCCCGCAGUCUCCGAUUCCUACGCCUCGAUCUCCAUCGCUCUCCCAAAAGUCCCCUAUAACACCACAGUCGCGCCACUCUACGACAUCAAAUAAACAACUUUCUAUACCCUCCCGAGCGUCAUCUCGACGUUCAGCCGCCAGUGCUUCAGCUGCGUUACCCCAGGAUGAAUCGAUCUAUGACAUUCCGGCGGAUGAUGAUAGGCCGGAAGAAAGAAGUGCAAAGCGCAGGCGGAUAAGUAGAUCAUUUGAAAGCUCUGUGCCAGAGAGCUCGCCCACAACCCACCGCACGAAUGCAAACCCACCACCCUUCCUCAAAGCACUAGAGACAAUUAUACACUCGCAAAAUUCGAAGCAGAGGCGGCGAAAGAGAAAAUCAGUAGUACAACAUCCGAAAAAGAAACGUAAAAGCCUACUUAGGCCACCCGUUGUGGCCGAGAGCAACGAAGUCGAAGCUGAGGAAGAGACACAACUACAGUCUCCUCCCGAAGACCAACCUUCCGAUGCUGAGCGAGAUCGGAGCGAAUCCCAUCAUUCUGAAGAUGUUAACGUGCCGAAUGAGGAGCCCAUAGAUCCUCCUCGAGAUUCGUCUCAGCCUCGUCUCGAUGCGGAGGCGGAUGAUAUACCAGAGCAAGAAGAAGAGGCCGAAGCUACUAUCAACGAGCCAGAUAUCAGCGUAGAAAUCCCAAGUGAUGAGGGUGACCCCGGGCCAGGGCCUCGCUCGCCGACGGUUGAAGACCAAGAUACCAGGACAGAAAGCAUACAAGCAGAGGAAGGCCCGCCUACGAGACAAGAAGUCUCGCAGCACAAAACCUCUGAUCCAAAACCAACCCGAAAACGAAAGAAACAAAAUACAGAUAAUCCUACCAAGCAGAAAGGGAAGGGCCGCCAGCAGAAAGACAAGGGCGAGACGCGAUCAACUGUCCCAGUCCUUGUCCACAGACUUGCCAACACCUCAGCCUUGCACGAAUUGUCAGACGAAGCUGAUUCUACCCGUUCCUCUCCAGAAGAUGGGCGACAACCAUCGCCCAACGAAACUUCUUCACAUCACCCACAAAUUUUGUCUCGUAGCGGCGUAAAUGCUGCCGACGUCCUUAGUCAGAUAUGUCGUGAGACACUAGAGAAGACAAUAUCUACGCUAGAAUCUGCAAUAGAGCGAGAGUCGAAUCGUGCUCGUCAAGUGGAAUGGACUCGGAAGCGCAAAGCCGUCGAGGCCUUUGGUUCGGAGUUAGAUGGCAGGCUAUUUGAAAUGAGUGAACUGCUGGACAGUAACUUUAUACUUGCAAUGCGUCUAAAGAAGGAGAAGAAAGAGGUAUUUACGCUGAGAAACCAAUUGAUGGACCUACGAAAGGAGAGGGAAGAGAUUGCCCUUCGCGCAGACGAAGUGAGGAGAAGGUAUUCUGCAGACGAGAAUGCCAAAAUAGAGCACGGGACAAUUAACAAUGCCCUUCACGACCUUCAACUUGCCGUUGAUAGAAGUCAGAAAAACGCAGGCAAAGGUUCCGUUGACUCUACCAAUCCUUUCGUUGGCCUUGAGUUCCUGCUACGGACCGUUUCUCAGGAUGUCUGUUCCUCUAGCUCCAACUUUCACGGUGGUUUGCUGAGCCAGGUUAAAGCGUUUAAUAGCCAGCUAGAAAGGACGGCUGCAUUACUGGACCGUCGAGGCUCGUGA
Molecule: messenger RNA, 1776 nt
Organism: Arthroderma uncinatum
Lineage: Eukaryota; Fungi; Ascomycota; Eurotiomycetes; Onygenales; Arthrodermataceae
Product: AT hook domain-containing protein
Exons: 6
Coding region: 1-1776 (591 amino acids)
Source: RefSeq, a predicted model, not a curated record